Messenger RNA from Neltuma alba, 960 nucleotides. Its product is annotated as neurofilament medium polypeptide-like. The coding region runs from base 1 to 960 and encodes 319 amino acids. The transcript is spliced from 3 exons. The record is from RefSeq and is a predicted model, not a curated record. NCBI's taxonomy places the organism in Eukaryota, Viridiplantae, Streptophyta, Magnoliopsida, Fabales, Fabaceae.
AUGGAUGACUUUGGAAAGUAUGAUUGGGCUAUCUAUAUUAUAAAGGACCUCUGGAAAGAAAUGGGAGACUAUGUCAAAGGGUACAGGCGAGGCAAUGAAGGGCAGGGGAGCAGCACUGUUGGUGGCUGCAUAUACUUACUUCUGACUGAUGAGAAGAUAAAAGAAUUGGCCAGCAAGGAGAGGAAGAGUGUUAGAGGAAUUAUGUAUGGAGGAAAAGGCAGUGAAGCUAUGACAGGGAAAGAAGAGAGGAUAAUUGUAGAGUUUUUGGACCCGGAGCUGAAAAAGUUACGUAAGCGCCUAAUGAAGAGGAUAGAGGAAGGGCAAAAGAUACUAAUGAAAAUGGUGGAUGAAGAGUUGGUGAAGGUGCAAAUCCCAAGACAGGGAGAUGGUGGGAAGGGUAAAUCAAGAGGAAAGGCUCGGGUUGAGACAGUGCCUACAAAUAGAAGUGACUCUGAAGAUGAUGAGGAGGAGAGGCGCAACAAUGAUGACACAACUGAGGAAAAGGAGAAGGAUGAAGUAAGCAGUGAAGAUGGAGACAGUCAUGGGAAGGGUGACACAGAGAAUGACAGCGACAAUGAAGAGAUGGAGGAAGAGGGUCAAGGGGAUGGUGAUGACAGGAGCGAAGGGGAGAGGGAAUACAAGGGUGAUGCAAAGGGUGACAUACCUACAGCCAAUCCCCCUAGGGAAGUGUCACCCACCAUUGAAGGUGAUGAGGCAAAAGGUCACUCACCGAUGGAGGUAUCCCCCCUGGCCAUUGUUGAAUAUGUUGGGCCUGAUCCAAAACCUGUAUCUGUGGAGGCACAACAACUAAGGAGAUCUACUAGGGUUCGGUUUAGCAAGAUCAAGUCUCCUUGGUUGGAGUUGAAGGCACAAUCAAGAGUGAAGAGGCCUAUGAAGCCCAAGGAUAUUUUUUUCAAUUUAGUCAGCCGAGCUGUCAAAGGUGAUGAGGGUGAGAUGUAA